Molecule: messenger RNA, 986 nt
Organism: Olea europaea var. sylvestris
Lineage: Eukaryota; Viridiplantae; Streptophyta; Magnoliopsida; Lamiales; Oleaceae
Product: predicted GPI-anchored protein 58
Exons: 2
Coding region: 369-752 (127 amino acids)
Source: RefSeq, a predicted model, not a curated record
GAUAAAAACUCUGGCACCAAGAAUAUUCUUUUAACUGCUAUAACUAACUUUUGAAAACAGGCCGCCCACUUUCUUAAUAAAGAAAGAAAGAAAGAAAAAAAAAAAAACCCUACAUUAUUACCAGAGAAAAACAUGGCGUGCCUCUGAUAAUGUCAAUACACAGGUUGUCCACAAACAUGUAUGCAUGUUGUAAUAAAGCCCUUAAAACAAGCGAAUAGGUUGCUAUCCACCUCUAUAUAGUCGCUUGCUUUGGCUGAUUUUCAUUUCAGCCUCGUAACCAAGUUCGUUCCGAUUUCCGUUUCCAAGUUUCUCUACUUCGUUAUCAAGUUCUCUGCUCGCUCAAUCUUCCCACCAAUCUAGAUAACAUCAUGGGAGGCUGCGCGGGCAAACUCAAAGACCAGGAUGUUGACGAGGCACCGGCCCCUGUUGAAGCACCGGCCACCCCAGCCGCCCCUGAGAAGACCGAAUCUGAGACUGUUCCUCAAGAGAAGAAAGAUGACGAGACUAAGGAAGAACCUUUAGUAGAUCUUUCUGAACCAGCUCCAGAGGCUGCGAAAAUCGAGGAAGAAACCCCGGCAACUGAGACAAAACCGGUUCUUGAAGAACAUGUUCCGGUCGAGGCAGAGAAACCAGCAGAGGCGGUAGAGGUGGCCAAGGAGGAGAAAAAAGAAGUAGCAGAGACGGUUGCUGCGUCCAAGAAACCGGAAGUCGAGGCUGCUGCUCCAAAAUCUGAGGAGAAAAGUGAAGCAUAAGGUGUAAGAUUCUGUAUUGUUGUCAAAAUUAGAGAUAUAUGUUGUGGCUCAUGUAAUAAAUUUCUGAAUGAAAAUAGACACAUAUUAAAAAUAUUUUGGUACUUAUUCUGCAUUAAUAUGAUUAUCUGUAUUCCUUAUAUUGAAUUAGAAUUUCAUACCUUGUGGCAGAGAACCGAUACUCGAGUUCAAGAAUCGAGAUAUCCAGAUCCGAGAGCUAAAGCAUCUCUUUUAUUC